Messenger RNA from Prorocentrum cordatum, 443 nucleotides. Lineage: Eukaryota; Dinophyceae; Prorocentrales; Prorocentraceae. The record is from the annotation of a GenBank genome assembly.
GUCCGUGAUGAGCAUCACCGGCAAGGGGACCGUUGCCACCGGCCGCAUCGAGCGGGGGAGGGUGAAGUCUGGCGACACCGUAGAGAUAGUCGGGGUGAAGGACAAGCCCACCAAGGCGCAGGUCGUCGGCAUAGAGAUGUUCCACAAGACACUGGACGAGGGCCAGUCGGGGGACCAGUGUGGAAUAAUGCUCAAGGGCGUUAAGAAGAACGACGUUGUGCGCGGCCAGGUUGUUGCCGUACCAGGCUCCAUUAAGACGUUCAGCAACUUCGAUGCUGAUGUCUAUGUGCUGAAGGAGGACGAGGGUGGCCGGAAGAAGCCCUUCUUCACAAACUACAGACCGCAGGCUUUCAUCCGCACCGGGACUGUGACCGUGGAGGUGAGGCUGCCCGAGAACGUCGAGAUGGCGAUGCCUGGCGACUCCCUGUCCAUCAGCGGGGGCC